AUGAUAGAAGAAUUACGAAAAUUUUGUUCCAGAGGUGACGAUGUUCAACGAUCGAUCGAGUUGCUGGACAAGGUGCUCUCUGAAUACGACGAGCACAGCAGUAUCGAGAUCGAGGCUCCUGGAGACGAGACCGGCGAACUCGAGGAAGGUAGCAGCGCCUCGGGCGUCGGUGAAGCCGUUGAUGAGGCGGACGCCGACGCCGAUGGGCAGGUUGGAGGACGUGACAGCAGUACUGAGCCCAGUAUUGGUCUCACUCCCGAGGACGAGAGCCCUUCUUUAGGACACCAGUCCGAAGACGACGGUUAUAUGAGUAUGAAUGGACGUAAAGCGAAAAUGGCAUUAGUCGCAUUGCGUCCGGUACCGGAUUGUCCGGAGCCACAAGAGUCGUCAGCUAAUAAUGCACCGUCAUCCCUUGAAUUUCCACCCCCGCCAGAAGAAGCUGAGCGUAUUAUCUCGACGCUGUUACCCAUAGUCUCGCCGAGCGACUCGUCUAAGAGAAGAAGCACAGGCGGCAAGUCUGGGAGACGUGGCGACAAACAGACGGAAGAGAUGACGAGAUCGCGUCAUCGGGGACACACUGUCACAAGUCAGACUACUCUGCCGAAAACCCGACGCAGAAAGCUGUACGGUCUGUGGGACAGGACGACGAAUGCCUCUCUGGAGACGCGUCGGAACUCGACAUCGGGGAAAUUUGCCAGCCUGCCGUACGACGUUCAGGUGUCCUGCGACUGGAUCCUGGAGUCGAAAACUCAGAGUAAAAAUUCGCAAGAAAAACACCGGGAGAGCGCGAACAGACGGAGACGAGUGCGAUCGACAAAUGUGGAAGCGGACAAGGACAAUCAGAAUGUUCAGCAAAUAUCCUGCAAUAAUGAUCAUACCCAGGGUAAAUUAGCGGAGGCUAUGGUGGAUUCUAGUCGAGAUGAACCAGAUAACAAUGUUAGCCGUAAAGAGGCGGAAGCCUUGAAGGAUGAUGAUGAAGAGGAGGAAGACGUCGAGGAAGUUGAGGAAGACGAGAUUGAUGAGGAUGAACUUGAGGAUGAGGACGAGGAGGAGCCACCGAGAGCCGGGGAUGACAGAGACGAGGAACUGAGGGGUGAGAGGAAUCACUCGGAUUCGAGCUGUGAUGGACGGUUCUCACGUCGCAGGAGAAGAAAAAGAAAAGUCGGCAUGGAUCGAGGUGUCUCCGAGUCGGAAUCCGAGAGAUUUUCAAUGCCACGAUCCAGUUCCGUCAGCGUUGAGCGUUUUUCAAUGCGCGCAAAUUGUGAUUCCUCGGAUUUUUCACGAGCCAACUCGACGUCGAACGAACGGUUCCAUUCAGACUUUUCGCUGGCUGUCGCUAGCGCCAGCUCUAACGACCGCAUGUCCAUACCGACAUCCGACCCUUUUUCUGUUCGCAAUCUUGACUUCGCUGUGUCAGCGUUUUCUUUGGGUCGAGCAGACUCUUGCGACGAAAGAUUUUCGGAUGUUUACUCGACGAGAAACUCGGAUUUUUCGACGAGAAACUCGACAGACUUCAGAACCCAGUCCGAGGAGGAGGAGAGAUUCUCUGAUGAUUCACUCGAGGAGAUGUUGAGAUCAGCUGUGCCUCAGCCACCGCCGAUGCCUCCGUCGCCUGAAAGCCAGCCGGUUGUAUCCAAGAGGCACUCCAUCGCUUGGGAAGUGUCUCUUGAGGAAGAUCCGCUGUAUGCUCCUGGCAGCACUAAAGUUGUCGGAAGGAGACGACGACGUAGCAGCGAUGUAUCUAGCGUCGGCUCAGCGUCGAAGCUCCGGGAUCUAGAUUACGACUGGCAAGAACCUCAUCGACGCUCGACAACAGACGAUGAUCUGAUCUCGCCGUAUUCACCAGACUCAUCGACCAACGAGCUGGAUCACCCGGUGUCUGGGAAGCGAGAUCGCGAUUAUCCAACGAAAAACGGGACGUAUGUAAUACGCGGCCGGACGCGAAAAAGAGAACGCAAGCCUUUGAUCACGUCUAGUGUAUCGCCGACGAGAAAUACUAAAGCGGAUUCAACAGAAACCACAAACGUUACAAAACGCUACUCGAAUACUUUCGACGAUAUAAAGAGUCUGCUGCGCGAAGGGAGAUUGGAGGGCCUGAAUGAGCCGCCCCCAGACUUUGUACCCCCAGUACCGCCAGACCUCGUCCGAGUGCUCUCUCUUCCAGCUUUUGACGAGGUUGAUGCUGUUGAAAAAACAUCUGUAUCCAAGUCUGCAAAUACUAAAACAGUACCAACAAAGACAAAGCCAACAAGUGAGCUCCCGAACGCGCUUCCGAGGCACCGGAACAACGACUACCUCUCCUCGACUUCUUCCUCGCCUUCACCACCGCCUCCAGCACCAUCUCCACGCGGUGACAAGAAUGCUAAAAAUUCAAACUACAAUUCCAAUCACCAAGAAGCCAAUGCUGAUCAUCAUCUUCUUCCUAAAUCCAAGUGCAAUGGUGUUAGUGCGCGAGGAUUGCUUCCUACCUCCAAAAGCUUGGACAUCCACGCUACCAGUCGCUCCACCAGCCACGACAACGACAAUAAAUUAAAGUCCACUGGUAAAAAGUCCUCCACCAGCAGAAAGUCCGACCAGUCGAAAAUUCCGGUCAAUGUACUGAUUGAAGAUCAAAUUGUCAAGAAGGCUCUCAACGAGAAUCGCAGACAAUUGGAGAAAGUUAGCGACGCUAUUAAAGAACUGGAGAGCGUCAGGAAUAGCGAGUCAUUUGUCGAGGGCAAGAUUUCUAAAAAGGUUAAGGAGAAUUCUAAGAAAUCCAGGGCCAGCAGAAACGAGGUCGAGUCCGACUCUGAAAAUGUCAAUGAGACUUCUAGAGAAGACGAGGACUGUGAUCUCGGAUGCAGCACUGAGUAUGAUCACAGGAGGAAACCUAAUGACGCGAUCAACGAACUCGUGUAUUCUUCCGGUCGGCGAAUCGGGCAAAACGAUAUCGACAGUCUGGCUAAAAAUGAUCAAAGGCAAAUUGAAAAUGUGAUUGAUGCUAUUCUUGAGGACUCGAAAAAUCCAGACUUUCAGGUCAGUGUCGAAGUGCUGGAAUUCCCGCCGCUUCCACCAUCACCAGUAGAAGAGGCUGAUGAAGAGAGCUUGGAUGUAAAUGUUGCUCCUGUCAGUGUAUCAACCCACUACGGAUCACACCGCGCAAUGAGUCGUCAGCCAACACGGACGAUAGAGUACAGACCACGAGUGCCGCCUCAUAGAGUACCUACUAUUGACAUGAAGGAUCAUCGAUCCUCAUUGGACACUACUAGGUCAAUGGAUGCUGGAUACUCUCGCAGCAGAAGAACUCCAAAUGCUCCAUCCAACUCAAGACGUGACGUGCCAGUGGAACGUCGCACGCUACCGACCGAUUUACCAGGUCCCUCACGAAGACGUACCACAACGAAACAGUCUCCAUCAGGCGAUACUGCAAUGGGAACACCGAUUAUGGGGACAAUAGUACCUCCGGGAAAUUCAGGUAUGCAAACGUCAUGCUCGCUUCCUGAAACACCGGUGUUUGCUCGAGGAAGCGAUAUUCCCCGCACGCCUCAGCAUACUUCAGGCAACACAUUAUCCACAACGACCUCGACGAUGUCUACGGCCGCCACCCAGCCCCGAAGACAGCCCGGCUGGUACGCGCCAACAACUGCUACAACCGGAGGGUACCGACGCAACAACCCAGGCCUAGAGCAGGCGAUAAUCGGGACAGAGCUGCUCCGUCUGGCAGGAGGACCAAACCGUGGGUGGUACCCGACUCGUCGAGGAGCGAACCAGCCGCGACCUGCCUCGAUCGAACACCUGGAGCGUCUGAACAGUGCCUACGAAUCCCGACUGCCCACCGCCGGGGAGCAGAGGAAGCCGCUGACUUUGCCCACCAACAUAACGCCCAACAAAUACUUCGGUCAAAGUAAGCACAGCUCUGCCACUUCCGGCACUCGCGAGGCACUUCGGAGGGUCACUAGCUUGCUCAUCAAGAAAGGUAAGUGCCGGGCUUUGCUAUACCUCCCGUCUCCACCGACUCCUUUAUUUCCACCCCGAUCCCAGGAAGCACCAAGGAGACCAAGGGAACUGGAAAGGAUGUCUUUCCUGCUGGACCAUACUCUGGUGGAGAACCCAGCGACGUACCAAAGAAGAAAGGAUUCUUCAAGAACUUCUGGAAACGCUCGCGGCAUUAUUCCCUGGAGAAUCAAUAGCCCAGGUGUUACCUUGCGGUUAAAUGUCGCCAGCCACGUCGCGGAGAUUUCUUAUCGCCUCAGCAGACGCAUUAAUGGCAGCAGCAAUAAUGACCAGCACCAACAGGAGCAGAGUCAGGAUGAUAAUCAGGAUAAAACUCAGAAUCAGCAGCAAGAGCAAGAACAACAAUUACAAAUGGCUACGACAAAUAUAAUUGAAAAUCCUUGCUGCUGUAUUGCGCAGUGA
Molecule: messenger RNA, 4395 nt
Organism: Cotesia congregata
Lineage: Eukaryota; Metazoa; Arthropoda; Insecta; Hymenoptera; Braconidae
Source: the annotation of a GenBank genome assembly